UCAAACAAACUAACUUACAGUGUAGCAGAGGCUGAAACUGUAAACACCAAACAGAAGAUGAAGUCUGCUGCGUUUUCCUGCUCACUUUUUCUGUUGUUUCUGGGUAGCUACAGUUUGGCAUCCGAGCAACAGAUGGACGUCUACGAAUAUCUCUGGAAUAACAACACAGACAUUGCCAACAAGACUCUUCAUGUUGACUUCCUAAGGCAAAUGCAAAGCGGCAGCCUGCAGGCAGAGCGUUAUGUCAACUUCACCCUGCAGGACAUCAACUACCUUCUGGAGGUGACGAAGAUGCUGAAGAAGAUGAGCAAGAAGGUCACUAAGCCAGAUGACCUAAAGGCUUUCAUGACAGAUAGAUACAACAAGUACAAAAGCUUUGCAGCCUCAUUUCUCAGUCAGUAUUUGCUUACGGGUGAACCUCCCAUCAAACCCACACCCGCCAUGAAGAAGUACCUGUCUGACUACAGAGCGGCGAUGGAGGCGAAUGAUGGCAUCUACUUUGCUGUAGCUUUGCUGCCCUGCUCCAGACUCUGGAUCUGGCUAACUAAUAAUUUAGAUAUACCCAAUACCAAUGCCUACUACAUGUGGAAAACAGAAAAUAUGAAUGGUCACCCUGAGAAGCACUAUAAAGCCCUGCUGAACAAUCACCUAAACACAGCAAAGAAAGUGCAGAAGGCCAACGCCAUCUUCCGUAUGCAAAUGCAGAAUGAGCAUGACUUCUUUGCCACGUCUUGAGUUAAUCAUGUUUUUCACUCAACAAGUUUGUCUUUUAUAGAUUACCUUUUGUCUUAUAUGAAAACACACAUCUGAAAAGCCAGUAGUCAACAAAACUUUCACUUACAAAUUUCUAAUUCUUGUCCUAAUGACCUAAUUCUUGUCAUUACUUUAUAUGUUUUAAGCAAAUAAAUAAAUAACAAUGAUUACAAAUACAUUUUCAUGUUUUAAAUAGCUUUCCAAUGAACACAUGAAAACCUAAUGUAGUGUACUUUCAAAUUAAAUUUGAAUGUUUCAAAUA
Molecule: messenger RNA, 1015 nt
Organism: Pygocentrus nattereri (red-bellied piranha)
Lineage: Eukaryota; Metazoa; Chordata; Actinopteri; Characiformes; Serrasalmidae
Gene: teni.1
Exons: 3
Coding region: 58-735 (225 amino acids)
Cellular component (GO): cytosol
Source: RefSeq, a predicted model, not a curated record